GGGGGUCACACUGUGCCGGAUGCAGUGCCACUGAGAGUGCCAGGACCGAGUUUCAAAACCAGAGAGUGAGACAGGUCGCCAGAGAGUGAGACAGGUUGCCAGAGAGAGAGAGACGGCGACAGAGACAGUGAGAGUGGAACGGAGAUAUAGGGAGAUUACCUGAGGGAAAGCUGGUAUAGUCCCAGAGAGAGAGAGUGAAAGAACAACUGGAGGAGAGAAAGAGUGACAGGUAGUAGUACUAAUGAAACAGUGAAAGAGUGCAUGGGCAGAGAACAGUGAGUGAGAGAGAUGAAAAAUACCAAAGAAAUAUAAAGGGAAUCACAUAGAGAGAAAGUCCCAGAGAGAGAGAGAGGUAGCACAGUGUAGAAGACAAGGGGAGAGACUGAGAGAAGGGGAGAGACUGAGGGAGGUAGAGAUAUAGUACCAGAGAGAGAGUAUCUCAGAGAGAAUACUAGUGUCCAAGACAAAUAAAGAGAGAGCAGAAAGAGAUUGUGAGGCAGAGAGAUAGAGUGAGAGUGAGAGUGAGAGUGAGAGUGAGAGAGAUAGAAAGUGAGAGAGAGAGAGAGAGAGAGAGAGAGAGUACUAUAUAAAGAACACCUUAGUGUCAGAGGGACAGUUUCAGAGAGAAAGGAGCCAGAAGACGAGAGAGAGAGAGAGAGAGAGAGACUGACUGACUUAUAGUGGAAGAUUAAGAGUUUGCCAGAGAGCGAGAGAGAGACGGAUUGUGCCAGAAGCAUCUGCUGCCUCCCUGCACCAUAGCCUGUGCCAUAGCUGGCUGUGCAGAGACUAAGGGGAGGCCACCUUGCCCAAAGCUGGUAACAUGCCGCGGCUAACCUGCACGCUGUCCCUCUCUACCUUACUGCUACUCACUUUCCUCUGCAGCUGCCGCUCUGGAAGACCGACCUACAUCAUCACGGCACCGAAAAGGCUGCUGACCAGACACAAUAUGACAUUCAGUGUCAGCUUGUUGGAUGGUAACCAGGACCCUCUGAAAAUAACAGUGAGCCUCAGCAAGAACAACAUGAGCUUGAGACAUGCUGAGGGCACUUUCCACACAGGUACUAUAGGAAGAAUGAUCCUGCCUGCGGAAGAUCUGCCGAAAGGCCACUAUGAAUUGGCAGUGGAGGGAUAUGAAGGGCAGAAGCUGCUGUUUUCCAAUCGCUCCACCUUGGAAAUUAUUCUGGAAAGUGUCUCUGCAAUGAUUCAGACAGAUAAAGCAAUGUACAAAGCAGGACAGAUUGUGAAAAUUCGAUCCAUCUGCAUCUACACUGAUCUGAAGCCGUACCUGGGCAAAAUAAAUAUCAUCAUUUCUAGCCCACAGGGGUCUGUGAUCCAACAGUGGUUGGACUUAGAACCUACGUUAGGUGUUGCCUCCAAGGAAUUUCAACUGUCUGCCAACUCUCCACAAGGCGACUGGGAGAUCCAGGUUGCAUUUAAUGAGGUGAAGCAAAGGAAGACAUUCACUGUCGCCGAGUAUGUGUUAUCUCGAUUUGAAGUUUCAAUCAACACAUCCACUGUAUAUUUUCCAAUCGAUCGAUCGGACAUAACUGGGACUAUUACUGGACGAUACCUCUAUGGAAAACCUGUGAAAGGAAAUGUGACGGUCACUCUAUCCUUGCCGAUCUACUCUGAGACGCUAACCAAAACAUAUGAGAUGGAUGGAACUGCUGAUUUUGCCUUCCUUUUCUCUGAACUGCACGAGUUCGUCCUCGGAAUUUUUGGAACAUUUCUGGGCUUUGAUGAUGUAUUCGUACCAAACAAGACGCUGAAGGAAAACGCAUUGGAAAAUGCACUCUCUCUGAUCAUGCAUCAGGUGCACCAAGUUACAAUCACUGCAACUGUGAGUGAGUCUCACACCGGUGUGACGCAGAGCACAGCAAUAAACAUCUCCAUUUCACUCUCGAAAUAUAAGCUGAAGGUUCUGGACUAUCAGAAAAUCUUAAAGCCUCCUCAGAACUACACAGCAUAUGUUCAGCUGACACGCUUUGAUCACCAAAAACUUUCAGUACAAGACAGGAAGAACAGCUUCAUUGCCGAAAUCACACAGGCGAAGAACCCUCUAGAAACCAGUGACACAUCAGACAUAUCCUUGAAUACCAUCAACAUCACUACUCCAGAGAGCGGGCUUGUUCAAAUUCAGUUUCCAUUGCUGCCAAAUAUUGUCAGCUUAUCGAUAAAGGCAACAUUUGAGAGUGCAGUGGUCGUAAUUGAGGUGGGAUCAAACCAAAAAGCACCUGCCAUCUAUCUCCAUGUUCUGAGGCCUGUUGUCAAGGUGGGAUUACCAUUUGAAUUUAGCACUGAGAGUUCUGAUUCAUCAAAAGAGUUUACCUACCAGGUAACAUCAAAAGGUCAACCGGUAGCUAUCGGUAAAAGUAACCUGACGAGAGUUCAAAUAACUCCGGACAUUUCAUGGGCACCAUUGGCUCACCUCAUUGUCUAUUACAUAAAAGAUGGUCUGGUGGUCAGUGAUACUGUGGAUCUGAAUGUGGAAGGCAUCUUUGCAAAUAAGGUUUCAUUAUCCUGGAGUAAAGAUCAGACCAAGCCAGCUGACGAUGUCUCUCUCAGCAUUUCCACCAAUGAGGUCAACUCCUUUAUUGGGCUGUUGGUGGUGGACAAGAAAGCCCAGGUUCUCAAAGGAGGAAAUGACAUCACAGAGGAAAUGGUUAAUCAGGCAUUGAAAGCUGCUGUUGAAGAAUAUGUUGCCGAAGAUAAGAUUGAUAAGAAUGUAUUUCAGAGCAUCGGUCUAAUGGUGUUAACAGAUGCUUAUUUUCCACCCUCUGAGCCAAUAUUCUUAAUGGCAUUUGAUGGCAAUGUUGAAUUCAGGACCACGAGCCAAACUGUUGAACUUGAAGAACCAGAAGAUCGGAGAGUCAGAACAUAUUUCCCAGAGACUUGGAUAUGGUUGGAUCUAUUAACUGGUCUUAACUCAGAGAUCAGCAUCCAGAGAACAGUUCCCGAUUCCCUCACUACCUGGACUGCGAAUGCUUUUGCAAUAUCAGAACACCAGGGUCUUCAGCUGGCCACUGUACCUGCUCAGUUGGAGGUCUUCAAGUCUUUCUUUUUGGAAUUAAACCUCCCAUACUCUGUGACCAGAGGGGAACAACUAAUUCUGGAAAUAAGCAUCUUCAACUACCUGGAACAAACACAAGAGGUUCAGGUGGACGUGGAGUUGGGGGACUUUUUUGAUUUGACUUCAGUGCUGAGCGAGAACACUGCACCCAGCAGCAAGACGGGGUCUGUGAGGAGUCAGGAGGCCCAUGUAUUUUACUUCCCUGUAACAACAAAGGUUCUCGGAAAGGUUCCUGUUACAGUGAAGGCAACAACCACAGUUGCAUUUGAUGCUGUCACCAAGCACAUUUUAGUGAAGGCUGAAGGGAUAGAGCAGUCAUUCUCCAAGGCAUUCCUUGUGGCCCCAAAAGCUAACGAACAACUUUGGACUGAGGCAAUACAAUUCAGCUUCCCGGAAAACGUGGUGGAGGGAAGCCAGAGGGCUCAUGUCACCGUGAUCGGUGAUAUCCUGGGACCUUCUAUUAAUGGUUUGGAAGACUUGCUUCAGAUGCCAUAUGGGUGUGGUGAACAAAACAUGAUCAGAUUUGCUCCAAACAUUUACAUUUUGCAGUACUUGACAGCUAAAAAUCAGGUGACUGAGGAGAUGGAAGCAAAAGCCAAGUCCUACAUGAUCCAAGGUUACCAAAGGGAGUUAACGUACCAGCGAACUGAUGGCUCCUUCAGUGCAUUUGGAAACUCUGAUUCUUCUGGAAGUACUUGGUUGUCAGCCUUUGUACUGAGGUGCUUCUUACAGGCAGAGGAAUUUAUCUACAUUGACAAGGCAGUUUUAAACAAUGUCACAUCAUGGAUAAUAAAACGCCAGAAUAAAAGUGGCGAGUUCUUGGAGCCAGGCCGCGUGAUCCACACAGAACUCCAAGGAGGACAGAAUGGGCCCGUGGCGCUCACGGCUUACGUACUGACGGCACUUUUGGAGGAUGAGAAAUACAAGGAUAGUGCUUUAGAUCAGGUAUCAGGUGCUGUAUCGUAUCUUGAAGGCAAGUUACAUGAUGGGAUCAGUAGCAACUACACUCUGAGCCUCACAGCAUAUGCACUGACCCUAGCCAAGAGCAAAUUCGCAACAGAAGCACUCAAUGAACUAAAUCAAAGAGCAGACAAACAGGCUGGUGUAAAGUUCUGGUCAUCACCCGUGAGCAGACCUUCCUUCUGGUGGGGACAGAAGACCCUCUCGUCAGACAUUGAAGUGGCUGCCUAUGCCCUGUUGUCACACCUGAGGCAGGAGAGACUUUCAGAGGGCAUCCCCAUCAUGCAGUGGCUCAGUCAGCGCAGGAACCACCUUGGAGGCUUCUCUUCGACCCAGGACACGGUGAUAGCCCUCCAAGCACUGUCCCAGUUUGCAGCUCAGAACAUCGUUCCUACGACAGACCUAGUUGUUUCGGUCAAUGGACCUGGGCUAACUGUCCCAGCAACUUUCACCAUCUCCUCCGCAAACAUGUUGGUCCUGCAGGCUGUACAGAUUGGGAUUGAGCAGCCUCUACAAGUGACAGUAACAGCAAAGGGUCAAGGCAUGGCCAUUGUCCAGCUUAAUGUCCUCUUUAAUCUGGAAAGUAAAAUUGCAUCAAAGGGAAAACGUAUGCUUGAGUCGGAGGAGGCAUUUGAUUUGGUCCUUGAUGUUUCAGACAACAAAGAUGACCUCAAUCACUUGACUCUAACUAUCUGCACCAGAUUUAAAGGAGAGGGAAAUGUAUCAAGCACUGGAAUGGUCCUGAUGCAAGUUGGGAUGCUCAGCGGCUUUGUCCCAGAAAUCAAUAGCAUUCAAACUGAUGACCUCAUCAAAAAAGUGGAAUUUGAAGAUGGUGCUGUCUCUUUGUAUUUUGAUUCGUUAAAUGAGACCGAAGUGUGUGUAAUCAUCCCAGUGAUGAGAGAUUCCAAAGUAGCUAAUGCCCAGGAUGCUGUGGUGAUCAUCUUUGAGUAUUACAAAAUAGAAAGAAGAGCGGUCAGAACGUACAACUCAGAGGUAAUGUCCGGCACUAACUUCUGUAACUUCUGCAGCCCCGAUUGCAGCAUGUGUCGCUCCGGCAACAGCCCCGUUACAACCAGCAUUGCUGCAAGGCCAAUUCAAGGAGACCAAUUUGCACUCUUGCUAUGUCUCAUUAGCAUUUAUCUCAGCUUGACUUAAUUACAUAUUUCAAAUCAAUUGUAGAGCUUCUUGGUCCAGGAGAAGUAAUUGUUGUUUUGUUUGAAGGGGGUGGGAAAUGUAUUUUCAUGACAAAACAUAUAGAAAUCAGGCUUAGUGACUACUGUAUCCUUACCACUGCUUUUCAAAAAGAAAAAAAACCCUUGCUCAUUUUCUUUUGAAUGUCCAUGUGUUGUCUGCUUGUGGAUAUAAUGGGGGUGUCUUUUUUUUUCUGUAAAUGUUUCUGGCCUGCAAUAUUGUAGUCACAACUGGUUUUGUUUAAGCUCUUGAGGAGCUACCUGAGAUCCAGAUUUGAGAGGAAGUGAGAGUGUCCAAUGUCCUGAAUUUACAACCACUGCUUGAGUUAUAGCAGCAUUAAAACCACUGGAACAAUCUUUGGAUCAACCCUGCAGGCUGUUUUUCCUUCUCAAAGCACGAUAGGUUUCAAAAUCCACAAAGGGAAGCAAACCCUUAACACAUGUGUGCAUUUGCGGUGUAUGUGCAUGUGUAAUUGUAAAUGUUUGUGAGUUUGUGAGACUGGGGGUGCAUGUAUAAUUCAAUGAAGUAAAGUAAAUUGCAAGAUUCUUGAGUGUAAAUGCCAAGCACAGGACAAAUUGCAAAUAGAUUGUGUCCGGUGGUGGGGUUGGUGGGGCAGGCGAUUAUAGUUCCAGUCUGUCUCUGAUCAGUCAGUAAAACUUGUCUUACUAAGAAAUCUUCAUUCCUCUCCUGUCAAUCUUCAACAGAAAGCUGCUGGAGUAAAGUUAUAUCAAUGGGAGGCACUGGGCAAGCCAAUCGUUUUUUAUAGUAUCUCCAUUAUUCUGGCACAGGCUGAAGAGAGAGGCCACUGCAAUGGUUUGAUCAAGUAAUGAUGAAGAAUGGCAAUUUUGUAUCAGCUGGCAUAUCACUUUACUGGGAAUCUGGAGCUCGUGAUAUAUGCAUUGUGUUUCUGCCUUUGUCUUUCCAUCGGGGUAAGGUUUGACACAAGCCUCACACAAUGUUCCAAUCUCCUAGAGCGAAAGGAGUUAUCACAUCGUUCGGAAUUUACAAUGUUCAAAUCAACAUCAGGGGCCGUGUAAAGUUUCAACUGGUCCCGUAUCCAAUAAAUUACAUUUAUAGAAUAUUGUAUCAGGGCUUUUGGCAGGGGAUUAAAAAUUUGGACAAGAAAUUAUAUGGCCAAUAUGCCCUUUGUCCAAUUCAUAUUGGAACCGACUUCUUUCAAAAUUGCAAAUGUGCGGAAAACCUCAACUAUUUCCUUACUUCUUUAUGUUAUUUUCCCUUGCAUUCCUGUUUCCUGGAAUCAGUGUCAAAUUAGAAAUAGUUUCAUGGAAUAUUAAGGAUCACCCCGUUAAAAUAGAUCAAAGGUAAAAGGCAGCACGGAACCAUCAUGUUAUUGACUAGGAACCAGUUGAGAUUAAUUUCACUGCACUUUAUGUAUGGCAAAUAAAACUUGACUUGACUUGAAAAGCAAGAGGUAAUUUGAAGUUAAUAUCCAAAGCUGGAGAUUUCAGAAUUCACAAUUAGUUUUAUAGUGUAGCCUUUGGUUUCAGAGCAGCCAGCAAACAUAGUUUGGAAAGCACAAGACUCUUUAAGCAGCAAACUCAGACAGGAGAAGGAGGAGACUAUUCAAACCCAAAGCUUGUUAUGCAGUCCAGCCAGCAUGGACACAGACCCUUUGUCCACUAUUUCUUAUUCAUAAAUUAUAGGAGAAGAAUUAGGCCAUUUGGCCUAUCACGUCUACUCCGCCGUUCAAUCAUGGCUGAUCUAUCUUUCCCUCUGAACCCAUUCUCCUGCCUUCGCCCCAUAACCCCUGACACCCGUCUAAUGAAGAAUCUAUCAUUCUCUGACUUAAACCGAUCAAUUGAUGGCCUCCGCAGCCUUCUGACGCAACGAAUUCCACAGAUUCUUCACCCUCUGAAUGAAAAAAUUCUUCCACAUCUCCUUUCUAAAGGUGCGUCCUUUUAUUCUGAGGUUAAGGCCUCUGUUCCCAGACUCUCCCACUAGUGGAAACAUUGUCUCCACAUCCACUCUAUCCAGAUCUUUCAUUAUUCGGUACAAUACAAUACAAUACAAUACAAUUUAUUUGUCACUUGAACCUCAUAGAGGCUCAAGUGAAAUGUUGUUUCUGCAGUCAUACAUACAAGAAAAAAAAGACCCAAGACACAACACAGUUUACACAGACAUCCAUCACAGCGCAUC
Messenger RNA from Leucoraja erinaceus (little skate), 7378 nucleotides. It is a transcript of the gene cd109, whose product is annotated as CD109 molecule. Gene Ontology annotation, molecular function: endopeptidase inhibitor activity. Gene Ontology annotation, cellular component: extracellular region. The coding region runs from base 821 to 5185 and encodes 1454 amino acids. The record is from RefSeq and is a predicted model, not a curated record. Lineage: Eukaryota; Metazoa; Chordata; Chondrichthyes; Rajiformes; Rajidae. The transcript has 33 exons.